ACUACAAGUUUUCACUCUCAAGUUCACAAUGGCUUUGGUGCCUUUCCAAAGAUCCAAUUCCUCUAUUCGAUCAUCAUCAUCAUUAUCUUCGUCUUCUCAUCCUCUUCAAUGGACAUACGAUGUGUUUUUGAGCUUCAGAGGCGAAGACAUUCGCGACAAUUUCCUCAGUCAUCUCUAUAAAGAGUUGAAUCGAAAGGGAAUCAACACCUUCAUGGACGAUAAAGAGCUCCAAAGAGGGAAAAAAAUUUCGCCAGAACUCCUCAAAGCUAUUGACGAAUCAAUGUUUUCGAUUGUCAUCAUAUCGGAAAACUAUGCUUCGUCAAGUUGGUGCCUGGAUGAACUUGUGAGGAUACGUGAAUGCAAUGAUGCGAGAGGGCAAAUCGUUUAUCCAGUUUUUUACCGUGUGGAUCCAUCGGAAGUGCGAAAACAAAAGGGGAAUUUUGGGAAACGAUUUGAUGAAUUGGUUUCCAAGGUUGACAUGGAGAUCGAGAUGGAGAUGGAGAAGGUUCAAAGUUGGAAGAAAGCUUUGAAGGAAGUAGGCAAUUUAGCAGGUUUCACUUUCCCAAAUCCAGCAAUUGGGUCUGAAUCAAAGCUUAUUGAAGAAAUUGUUGGGAAAAUUUUUGAUUAUUUAAAUGUGUAUUCAAGUGUUGAUGAAGGCCUAGUUGGAAUGGAUUCUCAUAUGGAGGAAGUGAUAAAAUUGCUAGGUUUAGGGAAUGAUGAUGUUUGUAUCGUUGGGAUAUGGGGAAUGGGUGGAAUAGGUAAGACAACUAUUGCUCAAGUUGUUUAUGACCGUAUGUCUUGGCAAUUCGAUGGUUGCUGCUUCAUUGAGAAUGUUAGAGCUGUUUCAAAAGAAUGUGGUAUAAUGUUUCUUCAAGAACAACUUGUUUCUAAAAUCUUGAUAGAGAAAGAUCGAAAAGUAAGCAGCAUUAGUAGUGGAAAAAGUAUGAUAAAGAGAAUUAUAAGUCAUAAAAAGGUUCUCAUUGUUCUUGAUGAUGUGGAUGAAUCGAUAGACUUGGGAAACCUGCUUGGAGAGCAUGAUUGGUUCAGUUCUGGAAGUAAAAUCAUUAUAACAACUAGAGAUUUGCAUGUGUUAAAGACAUGUGGUGCAACACAUACAUAUAAGGUUCAUGAAUUAAAAAAAGAUGAAGCUGUUAAACUCCUUAUAUCAAAAGCCUUUAGAAAAGACAAGCAAAUAGGAGGUUAUGGAAACCUCCUAGAUCGUGCGGUGGAGUACUGUAAAGGAGUUCCUUUAGCUCUCAAAGUUUUGGGUUCUUUUCUUCAUGAUCGAAAAGAAAUUUACUGGGAAAGUGCUUUAAAAAGAUUAGAACAAAGUCCUCUUCCAGAAGUUGAAGAAGUACUCAAAAUAAGUUAUGAUGCAUUGGGUUGGGAAGAUAAGGAAAUAUUCCUAGAUAUUGCAUUUUUUUUCAAACAGAAAUACAUAAAUGAUGUAACAAAAAUCCUAGAAAGUUUUGGCUUCCAACCCACUAUUGCAAUAGAGCUUCUAGUUGAAAAGUCACUGAUAGUUAUUUCACACAGUAGGCUGUUUAUGCAUGAUUUGAUACAAGAAAUGGGGAGAAAUAUUGUUCGCCAAGAAUCACCUAAAGAGCCUGGACAACGCAGUAGGUUGUGGCUUUAUGAAGAUAUAAAACAUGUACUGAUGAAUGAUACGGGAACAGAAAAGCUGGAAGGCAUAGUUAUGAAGUAUCCUGACCUAGGAAAUCGUGAUCCAAAGGAUUUUGGGUUUCCAGAAGAGUUGAAGUUAAGCGGUAAAGCUUUUGCAAAGAUGAGGAGCCUAAGAAUUCUCAUAAUUCGUUGUUUUCUCCUUUCUGAAGACCUCAAAUAUCUUCCUAACAAUUUAAGGUAUCUUGAUUGGCAUGGAUACCCUAUGAGAUGUUUGCCUUCAGAAUUUCAACCCAUGCGUCUUGUUGAACUUCACAUAACUAAUAGCGACAUUGAACAACUAUGGAUGGGAACAGAGGUUCUAUACAAUUUAAGGACCAUGAAUCUCAGUUACUCAGAAUCUCUAACCACGAGCCCAGACUUCGAAAAGUUCCCAAAUCUUGAAAGCCUAUAUCUUGAAGGUUGUACAAAUUUGGUUAAUCUUCAUCCAUCCGUUGGAUCUCUCAGAAGGCUUGUUCGCAUGGAGUUGAGUGGCUGCGUAAAUCUUGAGAGUCUUCCAAGUGGCACUCAAUUGGAGUCUCUUAAAACUAUUUAUGCAUAUGGGUGUUUAAAGCUAAACAUUUUGGGAAGCUUUGAACAUACCAAAUGUUUACGAAGGCUUGCAUUAGUCGCGUCCAGUAUAUCUGAACUGCUGUUACCAGUUGGACAUCUUACCAAUCUUAAAAGCUUGGAUCUGGGACGUUGUAAAAACUUGACAAGUAUUCCAAACAACAUCGGUCAAUUAAAAGCUCUUAAAAGUUUAAUGCUCUCUCGGUGCUCAAAACUUGAGAAACUGCCUGAAGAAGUAGGUGAUCUAGUCAGUUUAGAGAAACUUACUGCAGACUAUACAAGGAUUACACAACUCCCAUCUUCAAUUUGCCGGCUCUGCUAUUUGACAGUAUUAGAUCUAAAGGGAAACGAUUUUGAAAGUUUACCUUCAAGCAUGAGCCAACUUAAAUUGCUGGAGGAGAUAUAUUUGUCCAAUUGCAAAAAGCUUCAAGAAUUGCCAGAGCUUUCUUCAGACAUUAGUGUUAUAGAGGCACAUCAUUGCAAAUCAUUAAGAAAAAUAGCGAAUCCAUUCUUAUACAAAGACAUUGAAAGAUUUGAUUUUUUGAAUUGCUUCAAAUUGGUUGAAAAUAAGGAAAGCAAUAUCCUAACAGAUGAAUUCAUUUCAAGUCUCUUUCAGGGAAGUAUUUCGCGUGAGAUAUACAAAUGUAGAAUUAUAUUUCCUGGAAGUGACAUCCCGAAGUGGUUCAACCAUCAAAGUAAUGAUGAGUCUUCAGUAUGUUUGAAGUUUAAUAGCAGGUUCUUGGGAAUUGCUAUUGCUCUUGUUGCAAUCGGAGAAGAGGAUGUAUUCGAUCAUCUUUGUUUUAAUAUGAGGCAUAAGACCGUACUUGUUACGUCAUGGACGACAAAAUGCCCUUCUAUUCAAUCCGAAAAUGUGGGAGUGAUCUACUUGACACGCCGAAAUGAAUUAUUAGAUUCAAUGGUGGAGAAUUUAAAUGAGGGUGAAGAAUUUAAAGUCAAAUGGGAUUGUAAGGAAAUUGAGGUUAAAAAAUGUGGGGUUCGUUUGGUUUACAAAGAAGAUUUUGAAAGGAAUGAUCAUCAAGCAUCCCAAGAUGACAAUUUGAUUGUUGUGUCCCAAGGAGUUGAAAAUGCUAAUAAUGCUCCAUUAAAGAGAAGACCUAGUGGACGUGGCGACUUUCAGGAAGAGGACUGUCCCAAUAUCAAAAGGGCCAGGCUUGCCCAACCUAACAGAGUGGGAGAAUGGAAGAAGAGGAAGUCACCUAAAAGGAAGAAGAUGAAGCUGAUGUGGAUGUCUAGGUGGCACAAACAGGUGUUGUGGAUCAAAAGCAACCAAUCACGCACAAGGACGGUGGUCUAGUCAACCGCUACGGGUCAUAGCUGAAUUUGAUUUCAAGAGUUGGAAAUCAAAACAUUGGAACAUUAAGGUAUUUAAGAAGGCUGAUGAAUAUGAUGGUUGCUUCUUGGGAUUGCUACCUGAUAUAGCUGUGAUAACGAAUGUGGAAUGGGAGCUUGUAGAUAUCUUUGAAAAUGAGGGUACCAAUCACUCCUAAAAAAGCUCCGAUCUACUCCAAUUCAUGACAAGCUUCCAACUUUGGAUUCAAAAUGCACAAAAAGAGAGCUGGAGGGAAUCUUCAUUACAUGUUGAGGUACUUUGGUCACUACUUGGGCUUUAUAUUACUGUAGAAAUUGUUCAUUGCAGUGUCUGAAUUCUUGUAUUUAUGUGCUUCGAGUUCCUUCCUAGUAGUUUAUGUUAACCUCUUCUAACUGCACAAAUGUUAAAAAACACACGAGUGAUGUUUAAAAAAAGAAGACCCAUAUCUAGUAUGAGGAAUCUAAGGAGAUAUAAGGUUGUUUAAAACCUUCUAUACAGCAUUUACAUGAACUUGGGACAAGGUAUGCACAAGUUGACAUGAUAUUUCUAAUAAGACAGGACUAGACAAUUGUACAUAAAGAACUACACAAGUAUGCAUGCAUGUCCAUAUGUACGAUACAUUUUUACAAUGUUAAUUUCUGUUAAUUUUGUAGAAGCAGCAGCCUAUUUUUGCUUAUUUGUUCUAUAAGCCAGUGAAAAUCAAUUAGAAAUUCUUGCUCUCUGUUUUGCUAUUCUAACCAAGUUUUUGGGGGAAAUAAUCAUGCUGUUGUGUUCCUUCUUGUGUCUGUUAUUACACUGUUAAUAGAUUUUGCAAAUUCAGUUCUAUAGCAUAGACAUUUUGCUGAUAUUGCUGAAUAUAAUAGAUCUACUAUCCAAAGGCAUGUGCUUAGUUGAGAUGUAUCUUGAAUUUUGGUUUAACUAUAAUUCAAUAUGUUUCAAGCAAUAAAUGAUAAAGAGUCUUGUUGGAGUGCACAGACAAAGUUAUUAAGCAAAAUAGAGAAGGUAUGAUUAAGAUAUAUACAUAUUUGAUAUUUUACUUGUUGGCUGCUUAUCUUUUCUUUCAUUUUAUGCACAAUAGAUCUUCAUUCAAUGUGUUUAAAUCAUGGUUAGAAACCUGCUAUCAGUGUCCUUCAAUCCUUGGUUCUGAAAUAUUGUCUUAUGAUAGAUAUUUUGGAAGAUGUGCCUAAUUAUUAUGGGGAACUGUAGUCUUGCUGCAUAUGGUGACAAUUCAUAUUAGCUUGGUGCUAUGGCAUAUUAUUGUUUGUUUGAAUAUUGUCUAAUUCAAGUAUUUGCACCAAAUGCUCGUAUUAUCUAGUGUAUUUCCAUGUAACAUUUGGUUUAACUUAUAUAGUUGGAGGAUGUUUAUUUUGAUUCAACCUUUGUCUCCUGAAUAGUACAGCAGAUGU
This is a messenger RNA of Camellia sinensis, 4965 nucleotides long. Lineage: Eukaryota; Viridiplantae; Streptophyta; Magnoliopsida; Ericales; Theaceae. The record is from RefSeq and is a predicted model, not a curated record.